AUGCCUUCAUCGCAUUACCUGAUGCAUAGUGCAGGAUCGGUUCGAUCCGAGACCGAGCAGAACCUUACCACAUGCAACGGUGACCAUAAAGAGGGAGAGCUACAGCAGUCUCAGGCAUUCAAAAAUUGGCUGUUGUCCCGUCUAAAGCUUCCAUCAACGCAGUCAAUGCACAAUUCGAAAGUACGCCAGAUAAAUGCCUACGAUAAUAAUGAGCUGCAAGCCAUACUUACACAGCCUGGCGAAGCGGAAGUGUGUCUUCUUAUCGAUAGCCCAUACCGCAUACUAAGGGCAGCCGAGUCCGGCAAUUUGGAAGAGUUCAUACGUCUGUACGAAGCGGACGUAACCCGGCUGGCGGUACAGGAUAGCAAGGGUCGAACAGCAGCCCACCAAGCAGCUGCGCGGAACCGUGUGAACAUUCUUUCGUUCAUCCAUCAGGAAGCAGGAAAUCUCAAUGCACAGGACAUGAUUGGCAACACACCACUCCAUACGGCCGUCGAGAAUGAUUCGUUGGAUGCGCUGGAGUUUCUACUGAAAGUUCCGGUGGCUACAAACAUUUUGAACGACAAAAAGCUUGCUCCGGUACAUCUGGCUACGGAGCAGAACAAGGUGAUAUCCCUGCAGGUUAUGGGUAAGUAUCGCGAAGUUAUCGACAUACAGCAAGGCGGAGAACACGGCCGUACGGCGCUGCACUUAGCGGCUAUCUAUGACAACGAAGAGUGCGCCCGAAUUUUGAUUUCCGAAUUUGGAGCAUGCCCGCGGAAGCCCUGCAACAACGGUUACUACCCGAUCCACGAGGCAGCCAAAAACGCUAGCUCCAAAACGAUGGAAGUCUUCUUUCAAUGGGGCGAAUCGAAGGGCUGCACCCGGGAGGAAAUGAUCUCUUUCUACGAUUCCGAAGGGAACGUACCGCUACACUCGGCCGUGCACGGUGGCGACAUUAAAGCAGUGGAGCUAUGCUUGAAGUCGGGGGCCAAGAUUUCCACCCAGCAGCAUGACCUUUCGACGCCGGUGCACCUGGCUGCCGCGCAGGGCGCCAUCGAGAUCGUGAAGCUGAUGUUCCGCUCGCAGCCACUCGAGAAACGCGGCAGUCUCAAUUGCACCGACAUCCAGAAGAUGACCCCGCUGCACUGCGCGGCCAUGUUCGACCACCCGGAAAUUGUCGAGUAUUUGGUGAACGAGGGCGCUGACAUCAACGCUAUGGACAAGGAGAAACGGUCGCCACUGUUGCUGUCGUCGUCGCGAGGCGGUUGGCGCACCGUCACAUCGCUGAUUAGGCUAGGGGCUAACAUCAGCUUGAAGGAUGCCAACUCGCGCAACGUGCUACACUUGGUCAUCAUGAACGGGGGCUGCCUGGACGAGUUCGCUAAGGAGGUGUGCCGCGCGCAGUCCGAGUUGUGCCUGCUGCAGUUGUUGAACGAGAAAGACGAUGCGGGCUGUUCGCCCAUGCACUACGCCAGCCGCGAAGGUCAUAUUAGGUCGCUGGAAAAUCUGAUUCGUCUGGGGGCGUGCAUCAACUUGAAGAACAAUAACAACGAGAGCCCACUCCACUUUGCAGCCCGGUAUGGACGUUACAACACUGUGAGGCAGCUGCUCGACUCGGAGAAAGGCACGUUCAUCAUCAACGAAAGCGAUGGCGAGGGUCUGACGCCGUUGCACAUUGCAUCGCAGCAAGGCCACACACGAGUCGUGCAGAUGCUGCUGAACCGAGGGGCCCUGCUGCACCGGGACCACAAUGGGCGCAACCCGUUGCACUUGGCGGCCAUGUCCGGCUACACCCAGACGGUCGAGCUUCUGCACUCGGUCCACUCGCACCUGCUCGAUCAGGUGGACAAAGAUGGGAACACAGCAUUGCAUCUGGCAACGAUGGAAAAUAAACCGAAUGCCGUGGUGCUGCUGCUUGGUCUUGGCUGUAAGCUGCUGCACAAUUACAUGGACAUGAGCGCUAUUGACUACGCCAUCUACUAUAAGUAUCCGGAGGCCGCCCUGGCUAUGGCAACCCAUGAGGAGCGAUCCAGUGAGGUCAUGGCACUGAAAUCGGACAAACAUCCUUGCGUUACGCUGGCGCUGAUCGCGUCGAUGCCGCGUGUUUUCGAAGCCGUACAAGAUAACUGCAUCACCAAGGCGAACUGCAAGAAGGACUCAAAAAGCUUCUACAUUCGAUACUCGUUUAGUUGCCUUCAGUGUCCGGCACUGUACGCCCAAAUGGACGGUCGAACGGGCGAAGCGGUGCAAAUAUCUAAGCCCAUACCACUGCCUGCGCUCAACGCGAUGGUAUCUCAUGGACGAGUGGAACUGCUGGCACAUCCGCUAAGUCAGAAGUACUUGCAAAUGAAGUGGAAUUCUUAUGGGAAAUACUUUCAUCUGGCAAACCUGCUGUUCUACAGUGUAUUUCUGUUCUUUGUGACACUCUACACUUCGCACAUAAUGAGUAAUGUAGCUCCUGUCAGCCAUGCUACGGGCAAUAGUUCACAUGAAAACGACACUGGUAGACAGCAAGUAAUUCUAGCGUUUCGUUCCUCGUUGGACCGAAACAAACGAUACAACUAUGCUGCUAUCGCGAACAUCAACACGACUGCAACUGCACCACAAAUCGUGGAACAAUUGGACAUCACGACAACCACGCUGGUAUCCGGAAUAGGAAUCAUCAUCUACAUUGUCGUCAGUGCUCUCCGAGAGUUGCUGCAGGCAUAUCAACAAAAAUGGCACUACCUGUUGGAACCCAACAAUUUCAUUUCGUGGAUUUUGUACACGUCGGCACUGAUUAUGGUUUGGCCAAUGUUUGCGAGUGGCAUGUGUUACAACGUCAACUACUCUGCUGCCUCGAUAACCGUUUUCUUUUCCUGGUUCAAUCUGCUCCUGUUUCUGCAACGAUUCGAUCAGAUUGGGAUCUACGUUGUAAUGUUUUUGGAAAUAUUGCAAACUCUCAUCAAAGUGUUAACCGUUUUUAGCAUCCUAAUAAUAGCUUUUGGCCUAGCGUUCUACAUUCUGCUAUCGAAGGUUGAGGAACCGCAGGUUAACCACCUGUCGUUCUCGUCCAUUCCAAUGUCGUUGGUACGCACGUUCUCUAUGAUGCUGGGGGAGAUGGAUUUCGUCGGAACAUAUGUUCAACCAGUUCACGCCGGAGAUCUGCCGUUUCCGUUGCCUUCAUUUGUAAUACUUUGUUUGUUCAUGAUACUCAUGCCCAUUUUGCUCAUGAACUUGCUGAUCGGUUUGGCCAUCGGUGAUAUCGAUCGUGUCCGCCGAAAUGCUCAACUGAAACGUCUCGCUAUGCAGGUGGUUUUACACACUGAACUGGAACGCAAGCUUCCGCAAAUGUGGCUCGAGAUGGUGGACAAGAUGGAAUUGAUAGAGUAUCCUAACGAGAAGAAAUGUAAACUCGGAUUCCUUGACUCGGUGCUGCGGAAGUGGUUUUGCAAUCCGUUCACGGACGAAUAUAAAGGGGGGCUCGAUUUGGUACUCGACAACACGGAAGAUUACUUGGCAUUGGAGUUAGAGAAGCAGAAGAGGAAGCUAAGGGACAUUACCUGUGCACUGGACACUCAGCAUCAGCUUCUCAGACUGAUCGUGCAGAAAAUGGAGAUUAAAACUGAAGCAGAUGAUGUAGAUGAAGGCGUUCCGACGAGUGAUGUCAAAGGGCUGAAGGCCAGUCGUACCUCUCGCUGGUCAUCACCAAGAAUAAGAAAGAAGCUGGGCGCUACAUUGAGCUUCAACAGAUCAAUUAACAAAUAG
This is a messenger RNA of Anopheles bellator, 3729 nucleotides long. RefSeq names its product transient receptor potential cation channel subfamily A member 1 (gene TrpA1). Gene Ontology annotation, biological process: monoatomic ion transport; transmembrane transport. The coding region runs from base 1 to 3729 and encodes 1242 amino acids. Gene Ontology annotation, molecular function: protein binding; monoatomic ion channel activity. The record is from RefSeq and is a predicted model, not a curated record. Gene Ontology annotation, cellular component: membrane; cytoplasm. Lineage: Eukaryota; Metazoa; Arthropoda; Insecta; Diptera; Culicidae. The transcript is spliced from 14 exons.